CAGACCGGUGAGCCGGAUUCCUGGCGACGCGGCAUCCCCGCUGCCGGAGCCGGUUGCUGCCUCCUCGGGACCCGUGACGUCACAAAGUUCCCCAUCCAUCCCACACGGGCGCGGACCAAUCAGCGCGGCGCCCUGCUCCGCUCCCAGUCCUGAUCCCGAGGGCGCUGUUGCCGAAUCGUGCAUCAAAACUCCGCUGGGCGUGUGUUGGCGUGGGUCUUGGCCGUUCGACCCGGCAACCUCGGGACUCUCCUGCCUCCGCCUGGACUGAGCUUCGCCUCGUGAGCCUCCAGUCGUUCUCGCGCAGUGCUUUCCUCGUGCCGCGAUUUCCUCGCUUUUUCGAGUGCUUCCAACUCGAGUCGUCCGCACAAAGUUUCAAAGUUUCGUUAUCGCAGAGUGUUCUCGUCGUUCUGACCCACCUGUUGAGCAAUAUCUAUGGGAGUCGCACGUUGAAGAGAGCGAGCUUUCGACUAAAAUUUAUCGGCGCGAGUGGCUUAUCGGACAUAUCCCUCUAUCCGUUCUCUAUCUGGCAGCGACCAUGCCGCUCGAAUUCCACCACGUGGACGCCUUCGCGGAGGCGCCGUUCACAGGCAACCCGGCCGCCGUGUACCGGCUGGACACCUGGCUCCCCGACGACCUCCUCCAGAAGAUCGCCCGGGAACACAACCUCUCCGAAACCGUCUUCGUGGCCCGCGAGGGCGCCACUUGGCGGAUCCGCUGGUUCACCCCGCGCGCCGAGGUCAAGCUCUGCGGUCACGCGACCCUCGCCGCCGCGCAUGUCCUCUUCAGCGUCUACGGGACGGGCGGCGACCGUCUGGAGUUCUCCAGCCGCGCCGGGUCGCUGUCCGUGACCUGCGAGGCGGACCGUUUGACCUUGGACUUCCCGGCGCUGGUCCCGAAGGAGGUCGUCGUCCCCGACCUGGAGCGGAUCCUGGGGGCUCGCCCGCUGGAGGUGCUGGUGGACGGGGCGGGUGGAGGUCGCGCCGACAAGCUCCUGGUGGUGCUGGACUCGGAGCGGGCCGUCAAGGAGGUCGUGCCUGACCUCCAAGGCGUGGCUGGGCUCACCUACGAGGGGGUGAUAGUCACUGCCCCUGGCGGGGAGGUCGAUUUCGUGUCCCGCUAUUUCGCGCCUGCUGUCGGCGUCGAUGAGGAUCCUGUGACCGGCUCCGCUCAUUGUUGUCUCAUCCCGUACUGGGCCCGGCGGCUGGGGAAUCAGGAGCUCACCGCCUUCCAGGUGUCCGCCCGUGGAGGUCGGCUGUGGUGUCGCUUGGAUGGAGAUCGAGUUCGCAUUUCCGGGAAAGCCGUGACGGUGCUCACGGGACGGCUCCUCAUCUGAUCCCAGUGGCUUUAGUUUCUACUCCUCCUUGAAAUGGUGAAUCGUUAAUGUAGAUUUAGUCAUGAUUCUAUAGAAUUUUCUAGUUCGUCGUUUCCCGUACGAAAAGACGUAACUACAUUUGAAUUGCAUUUUGCAAAAAGGAACCAAGAGCAUUCCGAUGUUACUAGGAUUGUGCAACUUACAUUAUUUGCAGUAAAAUUACUGAAUCCUGGAAAAAAUUAAAUUUUCCAAGGUAAUUUUUGUCGUGAAUUUAUGGUUUAUUGGGAGUAAAGUUAGUACUUGUUGAGAUGAUCAUUUUAUAUUCGCAAGGUAAAAAUGGUCGCACAAUCUUAGCGACAUUGGAAUGCUCUUGGUUCCUUUUUGCAAGAUGCAAUCCAUUUCAGUGUUGCCGAAUUGCCCUUCGCAAAUUUCAUUUUCAUCAGGAGAGUUUUUGGCAUUUAUAAUUGAUAAUUGGACGUAUUUCUACCAAACAGAACUAUGUGCGGGUGGGAAAUAUAGGAUGUGCUCGUUAGUGCUCGGGCCGCAAAAAUUACCGGGAAUUAUAAAGCGCCAGUGACGACAGCGGCGACGAUGAAGCCCCGGAACAACGAUCAGAGGCACUAAUUAUUCAUGAGCCCUGUCCACAACGCUCUGGACACAUGCCCACGGCUCACGAGUCCCGCAUACACUCUGCACAUAGUUCUUUUUGCUGAAUUGAAAAAUCGGGAUUUUAAAUUCUGUCAAACGGAACUAUGUGCCAACUGAAUGCAGGACUCAUGAGCCUUGCGUAUGUGUUUAGAGCAGUGCGGACAGGGCUCAUGAGUCAAUGUCUCGGAUCGUCGUUCUUCGGCUCGGUCGUCGCCGCUGACGUCACUGGCGCUUUAUGAUUCCCAUUCAUUUUUACGGCUCGAGCACUAACGAGCACACCCCAUAUUUCCCACCCGCACAUAGCUCUGUUUGGUAGAAAUACGUUCUAUUUUCCUAAUUUUCCCCUGAUUCCGUGUAAUAAUCCGAGGGAAAAAUCAACAGGUAAAAGACAGGUAAAAAAGAACAAUCAAAUCUUGUAAAGAAUUGAAUUGCGUAAGUAAGUCAAUUUUGCAACCUUGGAAUUGAGUUACGGUCCUCAGUCCGGAAAACCUCGAGUUGUCUCUUUAAAGGGUUGUUGGCCUCUCGGAAAACUAUAGGCUCAUGUUAUAUAGACGUCAGUAUAUUUUAGAUUGGAAAUAGGUAGUGUUUUGCAAAGAUGAAGCUUUUUUCAUUUUGUCAGAAUUGAAAAUCACACUAGGCCUUGUACGUUAUUUUCUUUUUCAAUGAUGCAACGUAAUUUGUCUGUUUUCAAAUAAAUUGGUUUCAAUCCUGUUGAA
Molecule: messenger RNA, 2676 nt
Organism: Bemisia tabaci
Lineage: Eukaryota; Metazoa; Arthropoda; Insecta; Hemiptera; Aleyrodidae
Biological process (GO): biosynthetic process
Cellular component (GO): cytoplasm
Molecular function (GO): isomerase activity
Source: RefSeq, a predicted model, not a curated record